Messenger RNA from Orycteropus afer afer, 2364 nucleotides. RefSeq names its product rabenosyn, RAB effector (gene RBSN). Gene Ontology annotation, molecular function: metal ion binding. The coding region runs from base 4 to 2364 and encodes 786 amino acids. The transcript is spliced from 11 exons. Lineage: Eukaryota; Metazoa; Chordata; Mammalia; Tubulidentata; Orycteropodidae. The record is from RefSeq and is a predicted model, not a curated record.
GCUAUGGCUUCCCUGGAUGACCCAGGGGAAGUGAGAGAGGGCUUCCUCUGCCCUCUGUGCCUGAAGGACCUGCAGUCUUUCUAUCAACUUCAGUCACAUUAUGAGGACGAGCACUCAGGGGAAGAUCGUGAUGUCAGAGGACAAAUUAAAAGUCUUGUCCAGAAGGCUAAGAAGGCGAAAAACAGGUUGUUGAAACGAGAAGGAGAUGACCGAGCAGAAUCAGGGACCCAAGGAUAUGAGUCUUUCAACUAUGGAGGGGUUGAUCCUUACAUGUGGGAGCCCCAAGAACUUGGUGCUAUGAGAAGCCAUCUUCCUGAUUUCAAAAAACACCGAGCUGCCAGAAUUGACCAUUAUGUUGUUGAAGUCAAUAAAUUAAUAAUCAGGUUAGAGAAGCUCACUGCGUUUGACAGAACGAAUGCAGAGUCUGCUAAGAUUCGAGCAAUAGAAAAGUCAGUGGUGCCUUGGGUCAAUGACCAAGACGUCCCUUUCUGUCCAGACUGUGGAAGUAAGUUCAGCAUCCGUAACCGCCGCCACCAUUGCCGCCUCUGCGGGUCUAUUAUGUGCAAGAAGUGCAUGGAGCUCAUCAGUCUUCCAUUGGCAAACAAGCUCACCAAUGCCAGCAAGGACUCCCUGAACACCCACACCAGCCCCAGCCAAUCACCCAACAGUGUCCAUGGCUCCCGCCGCGGCAGCAUCAGCAGCGUGAGCAGUGUGAGCUCAGUGCUGGAUGAGAAGGAUGAGGACCGCAUCCGCUGCUGCACACACUGCAAGGACACACUGCUCAAGAGAGAGCAGCAGAUUGACGAGAAGGAGCACACACCUGACAUUGUGAAGCUCUAUGAGAAAUUACGACUUUGCAUGGAGAAAGUUGACCAGAAAGCUCCUGAAUACAUCAGGAUGGCCGCAUCAUUAAAUGCUGGGGAGACAACCUACAGUCUGGAACAUGCAAAUGACCUUCGAGUAGAAGUGCAGAAAGUGUAUGAGCUAAUAGAUGCUUUAAGUAAGAAGAUCUUAACCUUAGGCUUGAACCAGGACCCUCCGCCACAUCCAAACACUUUGCGGCUGCAGAGGAUGAUCAGAUACUCAGCUACACUUUUUGUACAGGAAAAGUUGCUUGGCUUGAUGUCACUGCCAACCAAAGAACAAUUUGAGGACCUGAAAAAGAAAAGGAAGCAGGAAAUGGAGAAAAGGAGGAUCCUGGAGAGACAAACUGCCCUGGAAUCCCAGCGAAGGCUGGAGAAAAGGCAGAGUGACCUGGCGUCUCGCACAGCCAAUGGCGAGGUGGUGUCUCUUUGCAGAGGCCCUGCCCCCUUGCGGAAGGCUGAGGGUUGGCUCCCACUCUCAGGAGGGCAGCGCCACAGUGAAGACUCGGACCCCCUCCUCCAGCAGAUCCACAACAUCACAUCAUUCAUCAAGCAGGCCAAGGCCGCAGGCCGGACAGAUGAAAUGUGCACACUGCAGGAGAACCUGCAGCAACUGCAGGAGGAGUAUGACCAGCAGCAGACAGAAAAGGCCAUCGAGCUUUCCCGGAGGCAGGCUGAGGAGGAGGACCUGCAACGGGAACAACUGCAGAUGCUACGGGAACGGGAGUGGGAACGAGAAAGGGAGCAGUUCCAGGCAGUGUCUCUGCACACACGGACGCGGUCUCUGGACUUCCGAGAAGUCAGACCUUUUCAGCUGGAGCCUGGCAGAGAGCCUCGUACUCACCUUGCUUAUGCUCUGGACCUAGGUUCUCCCCCAGUUCAGAGCACCAUGGUUUCCAUGGACCCUUCACCCAUCUCAGCUCGGGAGCCCAUCAGAGUGUGGUCUGGCCCCUCAGCCCUUGGCCAGGAGUUCUUCCCUCAGAGCACCAUGUCACAACUAAAUGAGGUGCCUGCCCCAAACCCCUUUGAUGAGGAAGAUCUUUCCAGCCCUGCAGAAGAGGUAAUUGGGAGCCCUCUUGCUGCAGAAGCUUCCUUUGGCCCCUCAGCCCAGAUCCCAAAAGAGUAUAAUCCUUUUGAGGAAGAGGAGGAUGAUGAGGAGGAGACAGUAGCAGGAAAUCCCUUCACUACCCCAGAUGGCCCACCACCCAACCCUUUUGAUGAGGAAGAUGAACAUUCCCCCCAGAGGCUCUCUAGCCCGCCUGUUCCUGGCAACCCCUUCGAGGAACCUCCCUGUACCAACCCCUUUGAAAUGGACAGUGAUAGUGGGCCAGAGGGUGAGGAGCCCAUCGAGGAGGAGCUCCUCCUCCAGCAGAUUGAUAAUAUCAAGGCGUACAUCUUUGAUGCCAAGCAGUGUGGCCGCCUGGAUGAGGUAGAGGUGCUAACGGAGAACCUGCGGGAGCUAAAGCGUACUCUGGCCAAGCAGAAGGGAGGCACUGACUGA